This is a messenger RNA of Arvicanthis niloticus (Nile rat), 1644 nucleotides long. RefSeq names its product polypyrimidine tract-binding protein 1-like. NCBI's taxonomy places the organism in Eukaryota, Metazoa, Chordata, Mammalia, Rodentia, Muridae. Gene Ontology annotation, biological process: mRNA processing. Gene Ontology annotation, cellular component: nucleus. The record is from RefSeq and is a predicted model, not a curated record. Gene Ontology annotation, molecular function: RNA binding.
GACAGCAAGAGGUUCAAGGGGGACAGCAGGGGCACCCAGGGCCCCUCCAGAGUGAUCCACCUCCACAGGCUGCCAAGCAGUGUCACGGAAAAAGAGAUUCUCUGUCUCGCGCUGCCUUUUGGGAAGGUCUCCAACCUACUGUUUCUGAGGGCGAAGAACCAGGCCUUCAUGGAGAUGAGCACAGAGGAGUCCGCCAACACCAUGGUCAACUACUACACCUGGAUGACUCCCGUGCUGUGUGGGCAGCCCGUUCACAUCCAGUUCUCCCACUACAAGGAGCUCAAGGUGAGCAGCCCCCCCAGCCAGGUGGCCGCCCUGAGUCAGGUGGCUGCCCCUAGCAGGGCGGCUGCCCCAGGACAGGCUGCCGCCUCCUCUGGCCAGGCUGCUGCCCCCAGCCAGACGGGGUUAGUGGUGGCCGGACAGGGCUCUGUGCUCAGGAUCACUGUGGAGAACUACUUCUACCAGGUGACCUUGGAAGUGCUUCACCAGCUCUUCUCCAGGUUUGGCACAGUUCUGAAAAUUAUCCUGUAUACCAAGAACGACCUGUUCCAGGCGCUGUUACAGUAUGCUCACGCGGGGAGUGCCGAGAGUGCCAAGCUGUUCUUGGAUGGGCAGAACAUCUAUGACGCCUGCUGCACACUGCGCAUCUCCUUCUCCGAGCUCACCAACCUCAUAGUCAAGUACAACAAUGACAAGAGCCGUGACUACACGCGCCCAGACCUGCCCUCAGAUGACAGUCAGCCCUCGCUGGUCCAGGUCCGGAACAUGGCUGCAGCCUUCUCUACACCUGCCACGACCUCAGCUUCUCCCUAUGCAAGCACUGCAUCACCUCACACCUUUGAAAUGCCUCAAGCUGCAGGCUUGACCAUCCCAGAAGUGUUUAAGACCCUGGCGCCCCAAGAACUAUCAGAAGUCUUUAAGGCCCUGGGCCCCAAAGCCAUACCAGAAAUGGCCAUGGAAUCAUCAUCUUCAUCCAUAGCAGCAGCAGCAGGGGCGGCGGCAGCACCUGGGGCAGAGAGCUCAGUGGUCACCUCAGGCUCCCCAGGUGUGGGGAACCCUGUGCUCCUGGUUGCCAACCUCAAUCCUGAGAAAGUCACACCCCAAAGCCUCUUCAUCCUCUUUGGUGCCUAUGGCAAUGUGCACCGAGUGAAGAUCUUGUUCAACAGGAAGGAGACCGCGCUAGUGCAGAUGGAAGAUGAGAGUCAGGCUAAGCUGGCCCUGAGGUACCUGAACGGGCACAAGCUGUAUGGGAAGGCUCUCUGCAUCCUGCUGUCGAAGCACCAGAGCGUGAAGCUGCCCCGGGAGGGCAAGGAGGACCAGAGCCUCACCAAGGACUAUGUCAACUCCCCGAUGCACCGCUUUAAGAAGCCCGGAUCCAAGAACUUCCAGAACAUCUUCCCGCCCUCAGCCACCCUGCACCUCUCCAACCUACCCUCCACUGUGUCUGAGGAAGAGCUCAGGAACCUCUUCUCCAGCAAGCUGGGCGCUGUCAAGGCCUUCAAGUUCUUCCCCAAGAACCACAAGAUGGCGCUGAUCCGGAUGGGCUCUGUAGAGGAGGCCAUCCAGGCUCUUGUAGACCUGCAUGGUCACCUCCUAGGCCAGAACCACCACAUGCGAGUCUCCUUCUCCAGGAUCACUAUCUAG